Saxophila tyrrhenica is the source of this 951-nucleotide messenger RNA. RefSeq lists its product as uncharacterized. The transcript has 2 exons. The record is from RefSeq and is a predicted model, not a curated record. Lineage: Eukaryota; Fungi; Ascomycota; Dothideomycetes; Mycosphaerellales; Extremaceae. The coding region runs from base 1 to 951 and encodes 316 amino acids.
AUGCGAGAUCAACCUGCGUCUGCCAACGUUGGAGGUGCUGCUAAUAAAAAUUUCUUAGGCCUUCCUGACAGGUGCAAGAUUCUAAGGUCUUUCACCUACGGCACAGCCGCUUGGACGAGAGCUACUCGAACCAUAGUGUCUCUUGAAGAUGGUACCGAGAAAUCCUGCUUCCUGAAGUGUGCCUCUGAAGAUAUGGGAAGACAGAUGAUUGAGGGCGAAUUCGCUUCCAUUAGCGAGAUCGCAAAGUAUAACAGCUCGUUCACGCCGAUACCCUAUGCCAAAGGCCAGCUCCUAGAUGCUAGCAUUCCAACGUACUUCUUCUUGAUGGAGCUCCUCGACAUCGACACAGGUGCGCAUCCGCCAGAAGUCUUCUGCAAGCACUUGGAGCAACUUCACAGGACCAGCAAAUCGCCAACAGGGAAGUUUGGCUUCCAGAUGGUUACAUGCCACGGCCCGCAUCCGCAAAACACGUCGUGGGAGGAUUCUUGGUCGGUAUUCUUCGGUCGACUGCUUCGUCAGUUUUUCGACCGCGAGAUUAACACGAAUCGGCCUUCGGCAGACGGCGUUUAUGAAGCAGAGUUUGACAAGCUGAUCUCGGAGGCCGUGCCUCAGAUUCUGGAGCCUCUACAACUUGAGGGCCGCAUGCUGAAACCUUCUCUGGUCCACGGCAACUUGUGGGACGAGAACUGUCGCAAGGCACUUCGUACAGGUCAGCCCAAGGUGUUCGAUGCCGCUGUGUUCUACGGCCACAACGAAUACGACUUUGGUAUGUGGCGUGCUACACCAGCUGUACGAUUCGGCAGACCACACAUACGACAGUAUUUGAAACAUGUGCCCCCGAGCGAACCGAAAGAGCAGUGGGAUGACCGCAACCGGCUGUACGGCAUCAAGUUCAACAUUGCCCACUCGAUUGGAUGGCCUGACUCUUGUGAGCGUCAGCGUGAGAUGUAA